GCAGAAUUGCCUAAGAGAAUAAAGGCACUUAGUGGCUCUUGUGUGCAGAUACCUUGUACAUUCAAAGCACCAGAGACCAUAAUGAAGAACACAGAACGCAUCUUUAGCUGUUGGAUAAAGAAGAAUCAAGCUUUUCUCCAUCCAGAGAGUUUGGUGGUUUUUAAUGAAAGUUCAAACAUACUAAGAGGAUUUCAUCAUAUAGAAAUACUUGGAAAUCUUAGUCAGCGUGAAUGUACCACUGUUUUCUAUGAUGUAAUGAACAAUCAUACAGACAAUUAUUACUUUAGGGUGGAAAUGAAGAAUCCAGAUUGGAAAAACACAUAUCAGUACAAUCCCAUCAACAUUUCUGUCUCCGAUGUACCUGAGCCCCCCAUCCUUACACCCACUGAUCUGCAAGAAGUGAUGGAGGAAACUACAGUCAAUCUGAGCUGCUCUGCUGAAGCCCCCUGCCCCAAACAACCUCCUACAAUAUCCUGGUCUAACAUCCCUGAAUCUGCCCACAUUACAACACAGUUACAGGAGAAACCUGAUAAAACCCAGUCAGUGUUUUCAUACAUGACCUUCAAAGCUUCAUACAAAGAUCACAGAAAGAAUAUCUCCUGCACUGCUACAUUUCCAAGAAAUACACCUAAAGAUACAACUGUGGAGAGUACCGUGAUGCUACGAAUCCAGUAUGUUUUUGUUUUUUUUUAUAUUUUUCCUCCAAAAGAAACUCACAUUACCAUUGAUCCAUCUGAUUCAGUGUCUGUUGGCACUAAUGUGACAUUGACCUGCAAAAGCAAAGCCAGUCCAUCAAAUGACAUUAUCUUCUCCUGGUACAAAUGGGGAGAUUCAAAACGACUGGAUUAUAGAGAACAAAUGACUUUUGGUGCAAACAGAACUAAUGCAGGCUGGUACUUCUGUAUAGCAGAGAACGAAUAUGGCAUCCAGAAGUCAAAAGAGAUCCAGCUGAUUGUGGCAGUCUACUGA
This is a messenger RNA of Cyprinus carpio (common carp), 969 nucleotides long. RefSeq names its product sialic acid-binding Ig-like lectin 10. NCBI's taxonomy places the organism in Eukaryota, Metazoa, Chordata, Actinopteri, Cypriniformes, Cyprinidae. The transcript is spliced from 4 exons. The coding region runs from base 82 to 969 and encodes 295 amino acids. The record is from RefSeq and is a predicted model, not a curated record.